This is a messenger RNA of Prunus armeniaca (apricot), 2859 nucleotides long. The record is from the annotation of a GenBank genome assembly. NCBI's taxonomy places the organism in Eukaryota, Viridiplantae, Streptophyta, Magnoliopsida, Rosales, Rosaceae.
AUGGGAUCCAACGUUGAGCUGGUAUGGCCAGAGUCAGAGGCAUAUUCCUCACGGGUGAACAACUGCUCACAUGCAAAUUCAUCCCUAGCUGUAAUUCGAGCGAAGUUGAGUGCCGAACAAUUAGAACAAUUCAAGACAUCAUGCUUUGGCCAUCUUCUGAAUAUAGAUAAGAUUCAGUUUAGCGGGCAGAUUGUGCAUGGGGUUGUGUUGCGUAGAGUAGCGGGGCAGGGUGUGAAAGACUUGGAUGGACUGAGUUUCUUAAUAGGGUGCGACGUUGCUCAGUUCACUCGUCAGGAUUUCUGUUUGAUCUCAGGGCUUCGUUUUGGGGAAGUGCCUGAAGUUUCCAGUGGAGAAAGUGAUGAAAUUAGACUUCAGAAAAGAUAUUUUAUAGACGAAGGAAUUACAUGUAAUGCUUUAGAAGAAGCAUUUGUGAGGUGCACAGAGGAAGAUGACGUCUACAAGCUAGCUCUUGUUUACUUUGCUGAGUUAGUGGUUUUGGGAAGGGACAAACAUUUGAACAUCAAUCUAAAUUACCUGACCCUUGUAGAGGACUUGGAUGCGUUCAACAGGUUUCCAUGGGGUUCGGUGUCGUUUGACAAAACCCAAGACAGUCUGUUUUCUGCACCAACAAAGUAUGUGAAAAGCUUUGAAAAUGAAGAGGGAAGAGGGAAGGGGAAAUGUAAGGUAACCGGAACAAGCCGGAGAAAUGAGAAGGGCAAGAAGGAUAACCAUGGUGAAGUGCAAAGGGGUGGCUGGAGUUUUAAAGGUUUCACGUAUGCUUUCCAGAUUUGGGUAUAUGAAUUAAUUCCUAGAAUGGUGGACCUGAAUUACUGCAAGGUUGUUGAUCCGACAGCUCUCCCGCGUAUUUUGCGAUGGAGAACUACUACGUCUGUUCCCGAGAUGAGAAAGUUGAACAAUUAUUUUUUCCAGAGCAAAGAGUCAGUUCAGUUGCGGGCGCUAUGUCCAAGUGAAGAGGAAAUGAGACAACCAUAUUGGAGUUGGCCACAGGGUCGCCCUGCUGUUGUCUCGGCAGAGUCAAUUCCUUCUUCAUGUGCUGACCUUGAUGAGUUGAACAAGGCGGUAAGCUUGUUGAGGUCCGAGUUGUUUCAAGUAAAGCGGGAAAAGGACGUCCUUGAGUUAAAGGUCAUACGGAUGGAAAAAAAUUUGGGCCACUGUUUAGGUCCUCAUUUUGAGCAGGAAGUGAGAAGGGACAUAGCUUUACUGAAAGAGAGGACGAAUCGUUGUGUCGUGUCACAUCUAUUUAAGGGAUAUGAGGAAGUGGAUGGCAUGCAAUGGGAUGAAGGGCCAAGUAAUAGAAAUGAAGGAGAGGCAAAUGAAGAGGAGGACAUUGAAGGGGGUGAAGGGCCAAAUAACAGAAAUGAGGGAGAGGACAAGGAAGAGGAGGGGAUUGAAAGGGGUGAAGGGGCAAGUAAGACAAAUGAGGGAGAGGAAAAGGAAGAGGAGGGGAUUGAAGGGGGUGAAGUGCCAAGUAAGAGAAAUGAGGGAGAGGAAAAGGAAGAGAAGGGGAUUGAAGGAGGUGAAGUGCAAAGAAAACCAAGGGAGGUAGAGGAAGCUCAAAGGAAAAGAAGUGAGGGAGAGCAAGUGAAAAUAAAAAGCAGCAAAGGAGAGGAAGCGCAAAGAAAGAGCAUUGAGGGAGAGGAAGAACUGCAAAGAAAAAGCAGUGAGGGAGAGGAUCAAAAAAAAAAAAAAAAAAAAAAAGGAAAGGAAGUGAAAAGACAGAGAAGUGAGGAAAAGGAAGUGCAAAGAAACCAAUGUGAGGAAGAGGAUGAUGAAGUUAUGUUGGUUGGCGAUGACAUUGGCGAGAGCACGGAGGGGACAAAGGUUGAGGUUACUCUCGGGGACAUUGAUUUGGAUCAACCUACAGCUGUGUUAUCUCAGUUGAACGUUUGGUUGAAUGAUGAAGGUCAAGGUGUGGAACGAGGGGUCCAAUUACGGAAGAGGAAGAGGAUUAUUCCUAUGUGGAAGAUCGUUGAAGCUAGUGAAGUGGUUAAAAAAAAUUUGCCAAAGACAACCGGACUUCGGACGUUAGACCCAAUGAAGGCGAUUCCGCAUGAUGAUAUGGUGAAAUUGCUGAAACUUUGUUCGGAAUGGCGCCAUAACCCAAAUUUGGUGAUGCAAUUUGGCAACGUGGAAGCUGAGAUUGAAUUCUUCGCUUCCCUCGUCAAAGCUGACGGUUGGCUGAAAGGAGAUCACAUUGAUUUGGGCUUGUAUCUCAUCCGGAAGCGACAACAACAGUUGGAGGAAGUAGAAAUAUCGGAUUGGACAACGACCGAUGUAUUUUUUAUGAAUCACAUCCAUACUUGCUUUGCGGAUAAUAAAAGGAAAAAAGAGCAAGUUGGGUGGAAAAUUAGAACCAGUUUAGUGAACGUUGUAAAUGGCAAGGUUCCGGCUUGUGGAUUGGAUUGGCAGAACACGUAUAAGGUGUAUGUACCUUGUAUGUUGCAAAAAUAUAAGCAUUGGGUGGCUCUAGAGAUUGAUCUGAUUCAGUGUGAAAUCAAAGUCUACGAUUCAAUGGUUUCACUCAUUCCAGAUCAGAGCUUAAAGGAAGAACUCGGCCCCCUGUCAAUUACGAUUCCAAAUCUUCUGCACACCCUCGACUUUUAUGAAGAAGGUGUUUACGCGAACGAGUGCACCCGAGAUUGGUGGUGUCCAUGGCCAAUACAUCGUGUGGAUGUUCCACAACAGGCUAAUCAAGGCGAUUGUGGUAUGUUCGUGUUGAAGUACAUUGAGCUGUUGAGUGCUGAGAUUUCCUUAGCUACUUGCACCUCGCAGAACAUGCCAUUUUUUCGGUUGAAGUUGGCUGCAGAAAUUGCACGGGGAGAUGCUUACAUGCCAUGA